Pogonomyrmex barbatus (red harvester ant) is the source of this 5468-nucleotide messenger RNA. It is a transcript of the gene CLIP-190, whose product is annotated as Cytoplasmic linker protein 190. Gene Ontology annotation, molecular function: microtubule plus-end binding. Gene Ontology annotation, biological process: cytoplasmic microtubule organization. NCBI's taxonomy places the organism in Eukaryota, Metazoa, Arthropoda, Insecta, Hymenoptera, Formicidae. The record is from RefSeq and is a predicted model, not a curated record. Gene Ontology annotation, cellular component: cell cortex; microtubule plus-end; nucleus.
GUUAAAUUAAAACUCAAAAAGAUGUAGAUGCACGAGUAAAUGACGUUAUAGAGAAUUAAUCUAUUUAUGCUGUAAAGUGUGCUACAACAGCGGAGUUUGAAUUAAGGUACCUUGUACAAUGUUAUUACGACUGAAAUGCAUAGUGUUAAUUUGUCUCGACGUUCACGCACACCGGGAGCACCAUGCACACCCACGGAUCGGUCGUGAACGAACGUGAACGAGCGUGAACGCGAGCGAGUCCGCGCGAGUUGCCCGCGCGAGUCGUUCCUCGACCAUUCGCGACGACGCAUUCCUCGCUCGAGAGAAAGAGAGAACUUGAUCAGAUGGAGCCUCUCUGGGAAUCGCAUGGCCGUCAAAUAAACGAGGCUGGUUUGCGAAGAGGGUCAGAUACCAGCGUUGUCCUGACCGAGGACACAGACAGCUUUAAGAUCGGAGAUCGAGUAUGGGUCGGUGGCACGAAACCAGGCACGAUCGCUUAUAUCGGCGAGACUAAAUUCGCUCCUGGAGAUUGGGCAGGAGUCGUCCUGGACGAACCCAUCGGAAAGAAUGACGGUUCGGUGGCGGGUAGCCGGUACUUCCAAUGCGAGCCAAAGAGAGGGAUUUUCUCGAGGCUCACCAGACUCACCAGGUCACCGCUGGGCGAUCACCAGACGAGCAUGAUCAUGACUCCUACGACGCCGCCCGAUAGCACCAGGGGUGGCCUCUUCAGCAAAUCCAUGUCGUCGUCAUUGAAUACAUCGACGACGAGCCUAUCGUCCACGAGGGGCGAUCUGAGGAUAGGUGACCGAGUGAUCGUGUCAUCGAGCCAGGGUAGCAAAACCGGCGUGCUCAGAUAUCAAGGCACCACCGAAUUCGCCGCGGGCGAAUGGUGCGGUGUGGAACUGGACGAUCCGAUCGGCAAGAAUGACGGCUCCGUCAAUGGCAAAAGAUACUUCGAGUGCCCGCCCAAGCACGGUCUGUUCGCGCCCGUGCACAAGGUCAGCAAGUCACCGUCCAGCAAGAGGCCGUCCAUAUGCGUGGUGCACAAGCCAACGGGUGCAGCUCUCAAUGUCUCUAGCCUCCAGAAGAAGAGCGGCUCGCGCGAGUCGCUCGCCUCCAGCGUCUCCUCGAGCGUUGCCAGCGCGAGAAUGAGCACGACGAGCGGCACCACGACGAGGAGGCCUGGCAUGCGCACGUCGACACCUGCACGAAGUUCAUUGCAGGAGGUUUUGAAAGAGAAGCAGCAGGAGAUCGAACUUCUGCGAAAAGAGCGAGAUUUGGAACGUGAAAGAGUCACCAAAGCGGCAAAUCAAGCUGAUCAAGCGGAACAAUCGGCACUUUCGAUUAAGCAAGAAUAUGAGAAGUACCGCGAGCAGAUGCAACAAGCGGUCAGCGAGGCGGAACUCAUGGUCACCAAGCUUCUCAAUGAGAAAAGUGCAUUGAUAGUGCAGCUGGAAGAUGAGAAACGGAAAUGCGAGGAUCUCCUGUUUCGUUUCGAAGAGGAAUCCGUGAAUAAAGAUGACAUACAGAAAGAGAGAUCUGAGCAAAGUGUCAUAAAUACUGUAAAUGAAAGCAGGAUCAAAGAGCUUGAAGACGAACUCGCAAAAGAGAAGCAAGAGCGAAUCGAUCAGAUGGAAUGCGACAGCAUCAAACUUUUCGAGACUGAAGAAGAAUUGGCGCGAUUGCGUAACGAGAUCAGUUGCGCGACGAACUCACAAAAUUCUCAGCUUCAAGAUCUGGAGAGCCGUAAUCAAAGUUUGGAAGAGAUUAAGAGCAGUCUGGAGAAAGAAGCGCAAGAGAAAUCGAGUCUAGUAAACGAAUGUGUGGAACGCAUUCGAGAAUUAGAACUUGUGGUGAGUAAAACGCAACAGGAGAAUACGACGCAUAGGGAAUGCGAGAGUCGUCUAGAAAAAGAAUUGCAAGCUGCGGGACAAAGUUUGCAAGACAAGGAGUCAUUGAUGGAGAAUAUGAAGCAGGAAUUUGAGAAAAACACGAGUGUGUUGAACGAAGAGUUGCGAAAAUCGAGAGAGACGAUCGAAACGAUGAAGAGAGAGAACGUAAGCGAAAAGAAUUCGCUGUUGUCGGAGUAUCGACAAACAAUCGAGGAGAGAGAUCGGUUGAUAAAAUUAAAGACUGAGGAGCUCGAGAACGAGUCCAAGAGAUUAUUAGAUCAGCAGAAUGCAGCUUUGGAGGGCUUGAAAGCCGAAAAUGAUAACCGUAUCCGGGAACUUUCAGAAUCUUUCGAGCAACAGUUGCAGGCAAAAAAUUCGAAACUCGAGGAGUUCUCGCAGCAACUCAGUCAAAAAGUAUCCGAAACCGAAAGACUGUUGGCCGAAUUGGCCGCUGAGCGAGAACUCUGUAAAAAGAAGGAUGAAGAAUUAAUUAACGCUCUACGAAAAUUAGAAGAACUAAAUACGAAGCUUAAAUUAGCCGAAGAGAACAACAACGUGUUGUCAAAACAAAUUCAAGACUACAAGUCUAAGAGUGACGAUAAUGUCAGAAUUAUUCAUGAGAAGCAAAAGUUGGAGCAAGAUCUAGCUAGUUUGAUCGCUUCGGAAGAAAAAUCCACAGCGCAAUUAAAUAAAUUGAACGAGGAACUUAAAGUGAAGGACAAAGAGCUGGCGGAGUUACGAAAUGCUACUGUGGCUCAGAUAAAAGAAAUAACUAAACGUUUCGAGGCACAAAUUAAUGACAAAGUCAAGUGUAUUGAUGAGAUAAGCGCAGAUGUCGCUCAGAAAGCUUUGUUGCUCACUAAACUGGAAAAGGAUAUAGCUGAUUUAAAGGCGAUUAUAGCAAGUAAAGAUGAAGAGAUUAAACAUCUUCUUGAAAAAACUUCAGAAUUACAAGACGCCCUCACGUUAUCCGAACAGACGAAAACAAAUUUAGAAAGUGAACUUCGCGUAUUUGAGUUGAAUGUACAGAAUUUGAAUCAACAAGUUGCAAGAACGGAAGAAAAAAUAUCACAACUCUCAUUGCAGAAGGAAAAAUUGGAAUCCGAUAUAGCGAACGCCAUUAGCACUUCCGCCGAUUCGUCGGAACAGUUGUCGAGAUACAAUGAAGACUUGCGAAAAAAAGAGAAGGAAUUAGACGAAGCUCGCGAAAAGAUUUUUCAAACAGAAGCUGCAUUGAAGCAAACGGAAGGAAAACUGUCCAAUAUUGAAACCGAAUUAAAUAAGAAUACGACAUUAGUCGAGCAAUUGCGCUUUGAGAAAUCGAACUUGGAAUCACAAAUAGACAAGGCUAAAAAAUUGAACGCUGACUAUAUCGAGAAAAUACACGAAUACGAACAAGAAAAGAGCGAAUUGUUAAUAAAAGUACAAGAAGGUAAUCGCACAAAGAAAAGUUUAGAGGAAAAAUCUGUUGAAAUCACUAAUCUUACAGAGCGACUGACGAAGAAAGACGAAGAAAUCGCCAAUCUUCGUACAGGAAACGAAACUUUGCAAAAAUCUCAUGAAGAAGAGAUAUCUUUAUUGCAGAAAAAAGUUGCGGAUUUAUCAAACGAAUCGGUGAAUUUGCACGACGAGAUAAAAAAUUUGCAAAAGUCUAAGAACAAAUUGGAGGCUGAUCAAAGCGCGAAUCGUUGGUCAAUCGAAGAAUUAACAGAAAAAUUGAAAGUUGAAUCAGACAGAACGUUGAAUUUGGAAAACUUAAUUCAGAAGAAAGAUUCAGAGUUUCGAAAUGUAGAAAAUAAGCUAUCGGAAUUACAAAAAAUACAUAACGCCUUAAUUAACGAUAAAGCGACUACCGAUAAGAAUUUGACGUCUUUAAAGACCAUGACUACCGCAAUGGAAGAGUUGAAAAACAAAUUAAAAGAAGCCGAGGGAACAAUUAAAGAUAAGACAGAUGAAUUAUCAAAGACAAGAACGGAAGCAGAAAAGUCGCUCACUCAAUUAGCCGAGUUGAAGGCUAUAAUCUCUUCCAUGAAAAAAGAGCAUACUCGAAAUAGCAAUGAACAGAAGAGUGCACAAGAAGCGAUCACGCAGAAACAAAAUAAAAUAGAUGAAUUGUUCGAAGUUAAGACAGUGCUAGAGAAUUCAGUGAAAUCAUUGGAGAUUGAGUUAACGAAUUUGCACGAAGAAAUGAGCAAAAGAGAGAAAUUGCGGACAGAAGCAGAAAUUAAGAUGAAAGAAUUGGAGAGUUCCAAGAAGGAAGAAAUACUAAAACUUCGGAAUUCUUUAGAGUGCGAAAUUACAGCAAAGGAAAGAAAAAUUGAAGACGUAAAUAUGCAAAAUGAAGAUUUGCAAAAGGAGCUACGAUUGUCGCAAGAUGUUGUCAGUAAACACAAAGCUGACUUAGAUGAGAAGCAGAUUAUUAUUGAUAAACUAAAGUCACAGGUGAAGGUCCUGGAAGACGCGCAAGUGGAGAGAGUUAAAGCGGAACAGCAAUCACGAAAUGAGGAAAUCAAAUUGAAGCAGAAUGAAUUGAGCAGUGCGAAUAAGCGAAUCCACGAGCUGCAGCAUACAGUGAAUGUGCUCGAGAAGCAGUUAAAAGAACAGGAAAUGAGAUCGGCCGAUUUGGCGAGAACCAUGGAAAACAACGAGAAGGAAGUAAACAAAAACGUGCAGAAUUUACAAGAGAAGCUGAAUAUCGCCAAGGUGGAAGAGACUCGGCUUCUGGACGAACUUAGUCGACUGGAGAAAGAGAAUAAGCAAAUUACCGCGAAAUGGAUGGAAGUGACGAAUCAACUGAAGUUAUCGCACGAGAAUCUAAAGAACACCUACGACGGGACGGGAGACAUGAAGCAACGCAUCGUCGUGAAGGAUAUCGAUGUCGUCAAACUGCAGGAGGAGAACGAUACCGCGAAAAGCCAGAUAGACUUCCUAAACUCCGUGAUAGUCGAUAUGCAGCGUAAAAACGAGAAUCUACUGUGUAAGAUCGAGGUUCUCGAGAUGGGAGUCCCCGCAAACGAAGCCGAAGAUUAUACUCGAAGCACGCUGAACAAACGAACCGCGGCGCCUCGUAUGUUCUGUGAUAUUUGCGAUCAGUUCGAUUUGCAUGAAACGGAAGACUGUCCCCGACAGGCCCAGGAUUUCACGGAGAGCGUCGAGAGAGUGGCGAAAUCUUCGAAAAAGCAAUCCGUGGAAAGGCCGUAUUGCGAGAAUUGCGAAAUGUUCGGACACGAUACGCGCGACUGCGAUGACGCCGAGACAUUUUAACGUUUCAUCAUUGUCCGUAGCCUUGUUCCGUUUGCUUGCCAAAUAUCCCAUAGCUAUAAAGAGAUCUGUUAAAUUUUACAGAGUAUAUUUUUGUAUGCCAGAUUUUUCGAUUAAAUUCUAAAUCCGAGCAUGAGUCUUCCCGCAUAAAAUGGGCAUACCCGAGAAACACUAAAAAUUUAUGUUCCCUCCAAAUGGUGGAAUUUAAUCAAAAUACAUCUUAUUUAAGAGUAUUCAGCAAUUUGUAUAAUUAUCCUAAUAUUAUUUAUUCUUUAUUUAAUUGUAAAUUUUUUAAUUUAUUUUUAGCACAAUUAUAAUCACAGGGUUAACAAUAUG